GGUUUAAAGUCUCCUGACUUGGCACAACUUGAUGACAGUUAUGAGCACGACAACCAGCUGGCAACAUUUGUCAUCGGUUUAAGUGAUGUCACAAUCAUCAACAUAUCAAUGGAGAACUCAACAGAGAUGAAAGACGUUCUGCAAAUCGCUGCUCAUGCACUCCUAAGAAUGAAAAAACUUGGGAAAAAGCCAGUGUGUCAUUUUGUGCAUUUGAGCCUCCAAAACGUUGGAGGAGGUUCCGCUCACUCCAAGUGCAUGGUAGAGAGAAAACACCUCCUGGAACAACUCAAUGAAAUUAUGCAAAUUGCAUCUGAAAUAGAAAAACUACGUUCCUUUAGUUUAUAUAUUUUAGUGGAAAGCCAAGAGAUAAACAUAUGUGUGAUCAUAAAUACUGCAAAUGGACUAAAACCGUCUCAGUCUCCUGCCUCCUGGUUGAGGGAUCCUUUUGAUCUUGACUGGGAUGAUGAAGAUAACGCUGAUACCAGAAUCAAUCGACUUGGCCUCAUAGUGGCCCUUUUCCUGUGUGCUGACAGUGUGCUACAACAACAAAUUACCUUAAAGAUGUCAAUCUGCCAGAUUUCUGUCACACUGCUGCAUCCCCAUGGCCGUAAAAGUCAGAGCAGCCUGAAAACA
This is a messenger RNA of Menidia menidia (Atlantic silverside), 633 nucleotides long. The record is from the annotation of a GenBank genome assembly. Lineage: Eukaryota; Metazoa; Chordata; Actinopteri; Atheriniformes; Atherinopsidae.